Molecule: messenger RNA, 352 nt
Organism: Staurois parvus
Lineage: Eukaryota; Metazoa; Chordata; Amphibia; Anura; Ranidae
Source: the annotation of a GenBank genome assembly
CUAGACAUGCAGACAGCUUCUACAAACAUUUGAGAAAGAAUGGGUUGCUCUCAGGAGCUCAUUGAAUUCAAGUGUGGUACCGUGAUAGGUUGCCGCCUGUGCAAUAAAUCCAUCCGUGAAAUUUCCUUGCUACUAAAUAUUCCACGGUCAACUAUUAGUGGUAUUAUAACAAAGUGGAAGCAACUAGGAACAGCAGCAACUCAGCUAUGAAGCCUCCAAACUUUAGAGCAGUGGAGACAUGUUCUCUAUAGUGAUGAAUCACGCUUCUCUGUCUGGCAAUCCGAUGAACGUGUCUGGGUUUGGCAGUUGGCAGGAGAACAGUACUUGCCUGACUGCAUUGUGCCAAGUGUAA